Molecule: messenger RNA, 558 nt
Organism: Dreissena polymorpha
Lineage: Eukaryota; Metazoa; Mollusca; Bivalvia; Myida; Dreissenidae
Product: 40S ribosomal protein S18
Exons: 6
Coding region: 56-514 (152 amino acids)
Biological process (GO): translation
Cellular component (GO): small ribosomal subunit; ribosome; cytosol
Molecular function (GO): structural constituent of ribosome; RNA binding
Source: RefSeq, a predicted model, not a curated record
CAAUUGUCAGAAUCAUCCCGAAAUAACUACUUCCUUUUCCUGUUGAACGGCCAAAAUGGCGUUGAUUAUUCCAGAGAAGUUCCAGCACAUUCUGCGUGUUCUUAACACCAACAUUGAUGGACGAAGGAAUAUCUUGUUCGCUCUGACAUCCAUCAAGGGUGUUGGUCGUCGUUACGCACACAUUGUGUGCAAGAAGGCUGAUGUGGACCUUACUAAAAGAGCUGGUGAGCUUACAGAUGAGGAGAUUGAGAGAGUGAUGACCAUUGUUCAGAACCCUCGCCAGUACAAGAUCCCUGACUGGUUCCUCAACAGACAGAAGGACAUCAAGGAUGGAAAGUAUUCACAGGUGAUGUCCAACGCUCUCGACAACAAGCUCCGUGAGGACCUGGAGCGACUCAAGAAGAUCCGUGCCCACAGAGGUCUGCGUCACUAUUGGGGCCUGCGUGUGAGAGGUCAGCACACCAAGACCACUGGUCACACUGGUAAAACUGUGGGUGUCUCCAAGAAGAAAUAAACUGUGCAGAACAUGGCAAAUAAACAAAGCAAAGAAAAAAGUCA